AUGUACUCGUUCUAUGUUGAUUUGAACGUUUCUGUAACAACCCAGAGGAACUGGCAGUUGGGGGAGGGUUUUGUUUUCCAUGACGCUUGCUGGAGACUCCUGCAAGAAGUCUUCUACCCGCUCCCAAUUCCUCUUGAAAGACUGUUGGAUGUCUUCCGAUCCCUUCCUAGCGAGUCGACACUGUCGGCUCAGCCUGCUUUCUGGGGUCACGAUUAUGGAGGCGUUGCUUUGAUAAACACUGGAGACUACUUUCCCUGGGAAGUCUCCCCCUUUUUUGCACCGCCAGCGCCCGCUAGCUUCGGUUUGCCUGGAUCGGAUCCUGUUUUUGAAGAUGACCCUUCCCAGACCGUUGGAUUCCAUCACCUUGUUCAGCUGAAUUCUAAAGCCCCGGAGCAACCGCACAUUGCCUUGCGGAGAGCAGCCACGCAACCAUCGCGCCCUUCGGCCAAAGACCCAUUUCUGGCACUCCCGAAAGAGCUUUGCAACGCGAUCGCUGUUUUGUUGCCGACGGCGGACGCGCUCCGAGCCCGUUUGGUAUCGCGGGCAUUCUGGCCUAUCUUCUACGACCAACACUUCUGGAUAUCUCGGUUUAAAGCGCCACGGAGCCGGUCGUGGCUUUUCGAGGCGAGAGACGGGCCGGCGACUGACUGGCGUUCCCUGUACCGCCGCACCCGAGAUAAUGCGCAUCUUCCCCGUGAUCUGAUCAACAGACGAAGGAUAUGGGGGCUGCUCAAACAAGUGGAAAGCAUUGUGGCGCUCACGUGGCAUCCCCUGCCCCCAUCCCUGCCGCAGGAGUGGUCUUUCGACGCGGCCGUAAACGACACCCACCCGGGCCACGUCCACAAUGAAGUUGGCGGGCUGUUUUCUCAUAGCUUCGGGAUGGGAUGCACGCUGCUUACAGAGCAAAAGGUUGCCAUCCCGAAACUGCUAGAACGCCUGUCUAUCCAUAUCGCUUCGUUCGGCGGCGAAGUGCAUGUUGUAGGGAUGUCGUUUGCCACGGCUACCGAUACGGUUCACUUGGGAUACUCGUCGUCUUCCGUGCAAUCGGUUCAGGUCAAGGAGUUGUGGGGCUUCCGAGUAGCCCUCGGUUUCCGCGGUAUUCGGGGUCUCCAGUGCGUCACAGGGCCCGGGGAGUCGGAGUCUCCCUGGCUUGGAUCUUUAGAUGAUACCCUACAGACCGACCGACUGGUCACGGGGGGGCGCGUGAUAGGCAUCGUGGUGGGGUUUGAUGCCGGAAAGAUUGUCAGCCUCACCACUAAAACACGACUUCCCAGCUCCGGGAUGAAGUGUCCAGGUCAGAGCGGACUCCGGGAUUCAUCGUUAUGGUAUCCCUCUGUUCCAUCUCAGACGGUCAGUUUAAAUGACGACACAUUUGUCCUGCAAGAUUACGGCGAAAUUGGGUUUAAACCCCUCUUCCACUGUCAUUUCGGGGGACCCGGUGGGGUGUACCUGCGGCAUUUGAUUGGGAUUACAGGAGUGAAAUCCCGCGGCUCUCUGCUUCGAAUUGUGUUUUCCUUUGACCGGCCAGUCCCCGAGGCGCAUCAGCGCUUCGGCCGUUCACGGGUACGGAGCAACGAAGCUACCGCCUCGUUUGCGAUUGACGGCCCCAGAGGAGAGCGCAUCGUGGCCAUUAAGAUAAACUAUCUCGCAUAUCGGUCUGCCUUACGUGAGGAAAUAGACUCCUUCGUUCAGCGCUUCGAAGUAUGUCUUUUUUCGUUUAUCCUUAUAUCCUUCACACUGGCGUAA
Messenger RNA from Dichotomopilus funicola, 1746 nucleotides. RefSeq lists its product as uncharacterized. The record is from RefSeq and is a predicted model, not a curated record. Bases 1 to 1746 code for a protein of 581 amino acids. Gene Ontology annotation, molecular function: protein binding. The transcript has 2 exons. NCBI's taxonomy places the organism in Eukaryota, Fungi, Ascomycota, Sordariomycetes, Sordariales, Chaetomiaceae.